AUGGAGGAUUGCGAAAGUGAUCGAAGUUUUGCCAAGUACACGACCUUCUCUAUCGCCGACGAAAGCGAUGAUUAUCGGGUGAUGAUCGUCGGGUAUUGAGGCACCGCAGGCAACGCAUUGCUAUCAUCUGUCGGAAAUCCUAUCAGGUUUGUUACAGGCAUUUCAGUUUUAUGUGCCAUGCAGAAUGAAUAGGAAAUCUCCUUCCCAAGAAAUUAAUAAAAUAGUUAUGACUGUCUAAAGGUGACGAUCCCAGUAUUUAUCUUGAUCAGCUUUUUCUACAUGUACAGAGGAGGCAUCAAUGCGGAAUCAUCGUAUUUCACUAUUCAUUCAUAUAUGCAUCAUUGCUGAAGAGAUAAUCUAACUUCAACUAUAUUGCUGACCAUCAUUGCUCCUUUUAUGUUAAUAAUGCAUUGGUCUAUGCUGCAUUAUUAGCAUCACGAUACCCUUGAGUGUUGCUUACCGUUCGACUAUCUUUUUGUUUCCUGUUCAAGGAAUCAUUCCUUGUACACUUUUCUUACAAUGUAAUGCUUCUUGGAUAUUUCUGAGCAUGCAAUUGUACCAGCGGCAUUGCUGUCCAGCUUCUCGUCAGUUUCUUACAAAAUUCUUUUUUCGCCAUAGAAAUAUGAGAUUGACAACCAGGGACAGAGACGACGACGUUCAGCAAGAUGGAGACUGUGCAGUGGCUUAUAGAGGUGGCUGGUGGUAUAAUGCCUGCCAUAACGCAAAUCCAAAUGGCUUG
Molecule: messenger RNA, 739 nt
Organism: Pocillopora meandrina
Lineage: Eukaryota; Metazoa; Cnidaria; Anthozoa; Scleractinia; Pocilloporidae
Source: the annotation of a GenBank genome assembly